GCCACAGAGCCAUCAGCUCCCUGUGCACUACAACAUUCUCAACGCACUUCACUGCAUUCCGUGGACUGGAACCAAACAAGCGGCAUGGCGUUGAUGAAGUCCGGGUGGCUCUGGAGGCAAAGCUCCAUCCUCAAACGCUGGAAGAUGAACUGGUGUGAUCUGUGGAUCGAUGGCAGUCUGAUGUUUUACAAGACGGAGAGUCGGCGGGACCCCGAGAGCCACAUCAGCCUGAAAAGGCAGUGCGUGGAUGUAAAAGCAGGACUGGAAUGUACGGGUGUCAUUCCCCCAGAGGGACAUCCAAAGGAGAAUUUGCUGGUGGUGGUUCUGAGGGACAGAUCCUCCGUUGUGAUGUGUGCCAGCAGCGAGGAUGAAUCACUGGCAUGGAAGCUGACAAUGAUGGAGGCCAAAAGAAAUACAGUAUACAUGUACAACCCCUAUGAUGAUGGAUACCAGUAUGUCUCAGUGGACAGUCACAACGCCGUCUACAUAAACCCUGAUUAUGCCAAUGGAGGCAUUCACCACAUACUGGUCCAUCAGCAGCGCAGAGAUGGGACAGGGGAACAGGUGGCACUGGGGCUCCUGGCUGGGAUGGCUGCAGGGGCAGCAAUGCGAUCUUUCUUGUGGAUGCCCUUCUGGUUUUGCUGAGGGACUUAGGGGAGGUUGAACCACUGCUGUCAGCCUCACUGAACUGGAGAAUGUUGAUAUAUGAGAAACAGCAGUGAUUAGGGGUCUCAGUAUGACCCGUGGUGAUACAUUAUAGUGCUUUACAAAGACUUCUCAAUCUGCUCUUGCAAGGGGCAUUUAUCACCCCCAUUUACCUGCAAGACAUUUCAGGAUGAUACUGCCCCUUUUAUGGUGUCAGUCUUCAAUCAUCUUUGUGAAUCUAGAAUUAUUAUUUUCUUAACUAAAAACAUCUGCACUUGCAGUAUACAAUUUUGGAUGUUUUAUAAUUGUGUAUGAAAUCUAUGCACUAAGCCAAAAUUGAUACAGGUCAUACCUGUCAACAUGUAUUCUAGUACAACCAUAACAUAAUUUAAUAGAAUCCCUCAUUAAAUUAAUCCUAGUAAAGCACAUAAUAUUAGUGAAGAGACACUUGUGCAACAUCCACUAAAUUGAAUGUGAUUCAUGUGGUCUUUUGCCUGAGGUUCACAGUGAUCGAGUGAUUUGAUCAUAAGGCAGCAAACUUUUGUGGAUAGGCCUUAGCAAUAUCAAAGAUAGAUGUUUGGAUGCAGAUAUCAGAUCACUAAGCACAUCUCCUCCAUUGAUUGUAACCUGGACUUUGUGUUGCAUAAUGCAAAUACUUCUGCAACACUGAAUAAAAAAAAUGAAAGUAUAUUUCGGUAUGCAACUUUUUGUUAUACUGUCGAAAAGAUAUGUCCUUUUAUACAGUCACACUUCACACUGAGUCGAAAGUGCAGAGUCCCUUUAGAGCUAUGUUUUCCUGAUGGUCGGCAAUUUGUUAUAAUCACCACUAGGUGGAGACAAAUAACGUGCUUUGGUUUGCCGUUAAGUUUACAGCGGUAUUAAUCGCGUUAUUACCAUCGUAAAAAAAGAACUUUGCAGCAUGACUAUGGGUAACUUUAUAACUUUGGUAGUCUGUUUGCCGGAAAUUGCAUCUAAAAAUAUUUGGCUAUAUAUUACACUUACAAUACGAGACCCUUAAAACACAUCAGAUUUAGGCUGUCUUUACUCCUUCUGACAGCUUAAUCGCGGUCUAGUCUGUAGUACAGCCACGUACAUAGUGACUAGUCAUUAAUCAGUUGAAUCUUGGCAACUUCACCCACGCAGACCUAAAUAUAAUGAGACUGAUCUUCGAGCAGCUGUUUUUGGAUGAAAAUAGCAUCCCUAGAGCUGCGAGGCAAGAACAACUAAUCCGGUACGUUUUGUAUGUAAUGGUUUUCAUUUUGCGCUUGAAAUGCAGACUGACAUAUACAUUAGCCUCCAUUUUCUUCAAUCUGUUGCCUAUGUUAUGUCCCUCAGUUAACAAAUAGCAAAGUAUUCAUUCAAAUCAGAGGUUAGGAAUAUAAUUGGGAAUAGCAAUUUCCUUAAGCUUAAUAUGCUAAUAUGGUACUCAUUCAUUUUUCUUCCUUUUAUCCAGCUGGAACAUGCAAAAGCUUUAAAUAUUUCUACGGUAUUUAUUUAAACUUGAUUCAAAUUGUUUUAAUGACAUCCAUGGUUUGAAACCGCUGCGCAUUUCAAAGGCAGUUUUUGUGUAUGGCUAGUUGUCAUGAUAUAUUUUAAUGAACCAAAAUUAAUAAAGAUGAUGCUGUUGUGUGUGCUUGACCCAGGCUCGCCGGCACCACAAUAUAUUGAUGACCUAGUUGGUGGAAAUCUAUAUUGGAUUCCAAAUGAGUUUAAUAUGAUUUAAGUGACGACUGUCUUAUUUUGGUCUUGCAUAGACAUUGUGUCACUCAGUCAAAUGCAGCCGUUUUUGUAUAUUUUAACGCGAUACUUGUUUAUAAGACAGAAGGAGCAUGAUGCGCACACAAAGCAGAGUGCCGUCGGCUCGCGGCGCACCACGCCUGCGUGACUCAGCAGCCGAGGCAGAUGGCGCGCGAGGAGCGCAGCCGUCAGACAUCCGCGGGGGCAGCGGACCUGUCCGAGCGCGUGCCGGAAAUGCGUUUUCGCCGACGUCACCACUGCGAGUUUCCGCUCGGAACCAACCAAGGCAGCACGAACUUUACCACUUCUGUGAGAGAAUGUUAACAUCCAUCCAUCUUCUAACCGAUUAUCCUGGUCAGCAAAGGGGGUGGCGGCUGGGGCUUAUCCCAGGCAGCACAGGGCAAAAAACACCAUUGCAGGGCACAACCUGUAUGAUUACGCUUAAUCAUAAAUAUAUAUAGAUGUGUAUAGAGAGCUAAAUAAAACACAUGCAUAAAGUUAGCAUAUUAAAAUGGGGGAUUGUAUCAUGAGAAAAGGGUCCAAUUGCAGAUCUGGGUGUCAUAGCAGUAUAUGUAGAAUACCACAGUUCUUCAUAAUCUAUCAUAUUUGACAAAUAUGGGGAAAUAUGGUUCUUAAGGUCCACUUGUGUAUGUGUAUUGUAAUGAAUGUUUUAUAUAUAUAUAUUUUCCCCAAGGACCAUGCCUUCAUCUAUUCCUCCUUAAUGCAGACUGGAACAAAAAGCCCAGUCACCCUGGUAACAAUGUCCUUUUCAAUCCCGAUUCUGCAUUCCAAUCCCAAUCUCCUCCUCAAAUCCCCACCGGAAAAAAAAAAAAAAAGCUUUUUCCAUAGUAACUAAAUACAGAUCUUUAUUAUGGAUGACAAAGACACAAUCGUGUCACAAUGGAUUCUAGCAGUGCAAAAUAUGAGCUAUUGUGCAAAGCAGCACAUAGCGGAAACUCAUCACUAGUCUGUUAAAAAUGAUCAAAAUAAAAAAUAAAAAAGAAAGGAUCGCUCCCUAGGAGACGAAAGCAGGAGCAGACCCACUCCAGAGAAACACUGCAUCGCUGGGCAGUGGGAGAGGAAAUUAAAGGACAAUGUCAGACUGAACAUCCAAUAGGAGGCUUCAGGCAAAGGAACCGGCGACAUGGAGAAGAUGAUAAAUAUAAAUUACUCAUACGAGUGGCGGACCACCACAGGAUCCGGUAAAAAAUAAAUAUUACAGAAAAUAGAUGAUUUCAGGGUUGUGUUAAAUAGACAUCAUUAACAAAAAGACAAGUUGUGCUGAGAAUUACAACGCAAAACCAAACUUAAUAAAGCCAAAAAAAAAUAAUGGAAGCCCAAUGGAUGGAUGUUAAAAUAACAGAACUCUUACAAAGCUCAAUUCACUGAACACACUUCCCUUAUUCAACAAGCCCCACGCAUAUUAAAAUCUACUGCAAUCAUUUACCGAUCUACUCGGAUGCAAUCCUUAGAGACAGAAGAUAUCACAUAUGAAGGCUGAAAACAGAGACAAAAAUAAGAACAUGUUCAUUAGAAAGAGCAAUUUUUUUUUCCCAAAUUCAAUUUAUUCCAACUCCUUUCCAAACCACUAUCAUUUUGAAGGAAUCUUAACAUCUUGCUUCACCCUUUUGGAUCUUUUUACACACUUAAAACCUUCCACCAUGAGAAAAGGUAGCUACAAUUCCACACCUCUAAAUCCCAGCAUUAUUGGCUUAGAAUAUCGGAACUUGGGUCAUUCAAACAUUUCCACCUCAAAGUUAACGCGACAUCAUUCCUGCAAUUUCAGAUCUGCUCCGAGAUUAACGGAAUUACGAGUUUUAGUCAUGCGGGACGUUUUGCGCAGGUUACCGUAGCAGCGAGACUGAGAAUUCUGUGUCCAACUCUGACAGCCGCUGUAAUGACAAAGAUCUGCCAAAACCUGAAGUGCAGGAUCGGCACAAAAAUAAUGGGAAAAAAACAGAAUAAGUGAAACCCACAACAAGCAUUCAAAAAAUAAUAAUAAAAUAUUACAACACCAUUAGUGUCCACCUUGUGCUCGUGAAGCUUAAGGUUCUGAGUAAGUCAGCAUAACGACAACGACGAACAAGUAGUGUUCUUUUUCAGUCUGCCUGGGAGUUACAAUCUUGAUACUGAUACUGCAGCUGAUUGGGGGCGGGGGACAAAGCUGAGACACUGGAUGAAAGAGGGGGAGCGAGAGAGGAGGAGGAGAGGCAGGGAGAGUCGUUCAGCAUUAACAGGAGCAUCCUGAUUCACUGACAGGCUGCUCUGGCGGCUUCUCCAGCUUUAUGUCGAUCACUGGAAGCAAGAUGUCAAGGAGACAGGCACACACGCAUCAAACGAGGCCGUACGUAUCGCUCUUGGGAGUUAUACUUACACAAAGAUGUUCUGAGGGCAGAACGAAUAAUGAUUGGCUCCAGAUAACCAAUCACAUUGCAGAGGAGGUGGUUCCAAGCAACUGGAUGAGGUGGGACCAAGACAACUGAUUGGUUGGUCUCAUCUCCUCUAGAUUUCCACCAACUCAAUAUAUCAUGGUGCCAGCAACGCAUGCUUUGGGCUAAAUGGCACCAAUUUUUCGGCAAUAAGGUAAGCAGAAAAUGGUUAAAAAAAAACCAAAACUUUAUAAAGAAUGGUGCAACAUCUGUAUCAACAGGCAGCCACAGAGUGGGACUGAUGUUCAGCCCAGGGCCAGCCUGUUUUCUCUUCGUUCCAGGGGGAACUUUGAUAAAUGAUGCCAUGCUUCAAUUCUUAUUAUCCCGGAAAAUUUAUUACCGAGAUUUCAAGAAGAAAAUAAACAGCAUAUUGAUCCAUUCAAGCAGUCAGACUUUUUUUUAGCCUCGCCUGGUCCCUUUCUAACAUUGUUUGAGAAACUUCCCGUGAUUAACAAUAGCAAGCGAUUAUUGGUGGCAGCUCUACUACCGCGCACUGCGCACACUCAGCUCUAUUGUGUGUGUAAGAUGACUCACUACUUAAUAUUCUGAAGUGUUGUUUUAGAAUUUCAAAGCCAUAAAAUAAUUUUGUUUCUGACCGGCAUGACAGCUAAGCGGCCCACAUGGAAUUCUCCCGAGUCUCCCGGCUAGUCACUUCAGGCCUGACAACAGGCGUAAUCUUAAACUGCCAAAUACUCUACUCAUCUUCACAUUCUACACGCUUCUAUACCGAGUUGUGGGGGUCUGGAGCCUAUCCAUGAAACAGUGGGCACAAAGCCAAGUAUUCCUAUAGGCAUCAAGUGAAAACAAGAUUCAAAGGCAGCCAGUGCAGUAACUUCCCGUAAAGGAUACUGUCUUCCCUGCUCUUGUCCUGUGUGCUCUCCAUUCCAGGCAAGGCGGCCGCCACGCGGCGGAACAGCUGGGGGCGGAGGCAAGAACAGUCAGUGACAAACUCAGGGGGCUGCUUCUUCAGACAGCAGCUAGUGGAAGGAGGCAGGACGACGCCCCACCCGAGCCUGCGCCCCACCCACACCUUCACAGUCGAGGUACCACACAGUCUGAAUACACAUUAAGCUGCCAGAGAGAAGAACCACAUGCCUCACUGCAAGUGACCAGAAAUCAUGCUGCGGUGAACCUGGAGGCUGGUUUAGGUCUGACCUUUGAGUCUUUAUCUAGAACAGUGUUUCCCAACCCGGUCCUAGGGGACCCACAGAUAGCCCAUGUUUCUGCCUGGGAGCUGAGAGGGAGCAAAAAUGGGAACUGUCUGGCAGGGAGCAGGGAAGGAGCAAAAAUGGGAACCGCCUGGUGGUUUCUGAGGACUGGCUUGGGAUACACUGGUCUAGAAGAUUAAUGGCUCAGGCAUCGUAUAAAAAUAUCCUGCUGAUUUUCUUCCGGGCUUAUAGCUGAAAAGUACUUAAUACAAAAUGAGAGUGUGAAAAUAAACCCCAUUGUACUUUUCAAUGAAAAUAAAAGCCAAGACAAGCACCUCAUUCUCUUUAAACUCCGUUCACCUUGUUUCCAAAGGGCCAAUUGAAAAAUUGACCCCCCCCC
Brienomyrus brachyistius is the source of this 6359-nucleotide messenger RNA. It is a transcript of the gene plekhb1, whose product is annotated as pleckstrin homology domain containing B1. Gene Ontology annotation, biological process: regulation of cell differentiation. NCBI's taxonomy places the organism in Eukaryota, Metazoa, Chordata, Actinopteri, Osteoglossiformes, Mormyridae. The transcript is spliced from 6 exons. The coding region runs from base 85 to 645 and encodes 186 amino acids. The record is from RefSeq and is a predicted model, not a curated record. Gene Ontology annotation, cellular component: membrane.